UUUUUUAAGCCAAGAUUGUGCUUCUACUGUUUAUAUUUCUAACAUUGGACUGGAAUAAUGGAGAAGUUCAUAGGAAUGCACCAGCUAAAAGGGAUACUUACAAAUUUUCCAAGGAACAUAAAAUUUUGCUUUGCAUACGGAUCUGCUACGUUUAAGCAGUUAAACAAUCAGUCCAACAAUAUGUUGGAUCUUAUUUUUGUUGCUCGCAAUGUAAAUCAAUGGCAUGCAGAAAAUUUAGAACUUAAUCCGAAGCAUUAUGCUCAGCCCUUAAAGCUUCUUGGACACCGGGCAAUUGCUAAGGUGCAAGAAAAUUGGGGUGCUAAGAUAUAUUAUAAUACAUUGGUUAAAAUAGCAGGAGGAUAUACAAUCAAAUAUGGAGUAAUCUCAGAAGUUUCACUGAUAGAAGACUUAUUAGACUGGAAUGAUUUGUAUUUAGCAGGAAGAUUACACAAACCGGUGAAAAUAUUAGUGGAACCAAGCGGACAGUCCCAGCUCCCCACAGCUUUAGUACAAAAUUUACAUUCGGCCGUGCAUGCAGCACUUUUACUGCUACCGCAGCACUUUACGGAAAUUGAUUUUUAUAAAACGAUAGCCGGCUUAUCUUACAAUGGUGAUUUUCGAAUGACCUUCGGUGAAAAUAAAGAUAAAGUUACCAAUAUUGUUUUGCCUCAACUACUGCAAUUUAGACAAUUGUAUAGUCCGAUUUUACAGCAUUUCGAAAAUUACGUGGAUAUCCCAAAGUUAGAUCAGAUGGCUAUCACCUGCCAUCAAGACACAAAUCCAGCCACAAAAAUACAUCACUUGAAUCAGUUACCUAGAACACCGCAGAUUAAACUUGUUAGAGCCUGGUCAGAAGGUCCACGAUCCAAGGAUACAGAGGAUUGCUUGCGUGCAAUUGCGCAUGAUCCUGAAUGCUGUGAAAUACUAGAGGAAUGUUUGAAAGAGAUAGUGUGGAGAUCCAGUGUAACGCAAAGUCUGAAGGGGAUUGUUACUGCUGGAUUUGUGAAAUCUGUUAAGUAUAGUGGAACUAAAAUAAUGAAAAUGUUACAAGCAAGUCCACAGAAUGAGUUGCUUUCGAAAUCAGGGCCGAAUCAGAACAAAAUUGACAAAAUAGUAGAAACUGUGAAGGAUCAGACAGAACGAAAGGAAACUCACAAGCGCAUAGAGUAGUAAUUACAUCCCUUUUAGUUCUACUUUAAUUCUGUCAUAUGUAUAAUGUUCGCACAGCUGUGUUUUCGAAUAAACUUAUCUAGUCAAAUUCUGACUACCUUUUUUUUAGAUAUUGUUCAAUGCCUUAGUGCUUUAAAAAUACUGUUACAGAACCGUCUGCAAUAUUUUUGUUUGUCGCUUAUUCUGCCUACUGUAAAGAUUAGCAGUUAAAAGCGAAAUACCGCUGCAUACAUUAAUUUUACGAAGUAUCACUAUGUAUAUACUGCGAUUUAUCUCUGUCGAAAAUGAAAUUUGUGG
This is a messenger RNA of Dufourea novaeangliae, 1467 nucleotides long. Its product is annotated as phosphatidate cytidylyltransferase, mitochondrial. The transcript has a single exon. The record is from RefSeq and is a predicted model, not a curated record. The coding region runs from base 58 to 1170 and encodes 370 amino acids. Gene Ontology annotation, cellular component: mitochondrion. Gene Ontology annotation, molecular function: phosphatidate cytidylyltransferase activity. Lineage: Eukaryota; Metazoa; Arthropoda; Insecta; Hymenoptera; Halictidae. Gene Ontology annotation, biological process: cardiolipin biosynthetic process; CDP-diacylglycerol biosynthetic process.